GCAAAAGAAAGUGAAGCGGCUCCUCCACACGCGGGCCGCCGGUGCAGACUGCAGUCUCUCCUUUCUGACGCUUGGCGUUUCCAAGGGAAAGACCCCUCUGUUGCAUGCUAGCGAUAAAGCGGAUUUCCUAGUCUCGUCGUCGUGAGACUGCAUCGUGACACGACAAACGACAACGAAGAGAACUCUUUAGGGAGAGACAAACGCGCGUUUGUCUUUUUCUUCGGACUCUCAUCUCCUUCCGCUUCCAGUGUCUCGUCGUUUCCCGCGACUCGCGUCUGUCUUCUCCCCGUGUGUCUCCCCGGAUUUCUGCCAAGAAGUCGCCAAAAUGCCAGCACCUGGAGGCUCCGUCCUCCUGGGUUUCAGACGCGCUGUCUCCGGCCGUCGCUUCGCUUCUUCGCUGUCUCCUCCGAGCACCCUCCUCUUCCCUUCUUCCUCUUCUUCCUCUUCUUGUUCUUCUUCCUCUCGUGUCUCUGCCUCUGGUGUCUCUUCUACUCGUUUCUGUUCGUCUUGCUUCUCUGCGUCUGUUGGUUUCACUGGGAGGCAUGAGGUGUGGAGGCGGCGCAGUCUGUUGACGACGUCGAGUUCUGCUUCUGUCUUCUGUGACGCUCCCCACUCACUUGCUUUCCCCUCCGUUUCGUCUCUGCCAGUGGGCGACGGUGGAUCCGACUUCUCUCUCAGACUCGCUUGCGCCUUCUCCUCGACCCCUGGCAGGCCUGCGUCUCCCGGGGAGGCUGCACACCCGGGGGACAAGGCCGAGAAAGAGAAGCCUGUCGAUUUGCCUCUCCUCUUCGACGGCGGGGAAGAGCGCCUGAGUCCGCAGCAAGUUGCAGAGAAGGAGCAACUGAUAAAGGAGCUCACGCAGCGUUUGAGCGGCCCUCUCGCAGACUCCAAUGGAAAUGUGCCGACUGGCGCCGCGCGACCGAUCGCGAUUGAGGUCGACGGGCCUACUCACUUUUACGCGAACAGUACGCGGUACACAGCGUACACCAAGUUGAAGCACAGACUCCUCACUCGUAUGGGGUACAAAGUUCUCCAUGUCCCUUACUUCGAGUGGAGAAGACUCAGAGGCCAGAAAGAACGCGAAGAGUACAUGCGGCGAAAGCUGAUGGAAGAGCCGACAGAAUGGCUGGACCCCGAAGAUGAAAAGUUUUACAACGAAAGAAUGAAGGUUCUGAAGCAACAGUACGAAGAAGAAGCGAGACGCGCUGCAGGUCUUGGGCCAGAAACCGCGGCUGGCGCGGCAGAGUCGGUCUCUGCCGUCUCCUCGGCUUCUCCACAAAUGCCUGAGACUCGCAUGUCUCCGUUUGAAUCGUCUCCGUUGAAUGCGAAGGCAGAGAGAGAAAGAGACACGAGAGGCCCCCCGCGGUCAGGCGAGGGGAGAGAGCGAACGCGCGAAGAUCCAGAAAGACGCCUUCAGUUUUCUCCUCCUGUUCCUCCUCGUCCACCUCCACCUCCUCAAGGGCGGCCGCCUUACCAGUUUUUCAGCUCCUCUGGACCUGAUGGAGUUUCGGCUCCUUUCCAUCCUCCUUCUCGCCCCCCGCCGCUUUCUUCUCCAGGGAGAGGCUCUCCAGGAUGGCCUGUCCCUCCCUACGGGGCUCCGCAUCCUCCCUAUGCACAGGGUCCGCCAGCCUAUCCUCAACCGUCGAAUCUACAUCCUCCUCAGCAUCCCCAUCGUGCUGCCUACCCUGUUGCUUCCGCUCCUUCCUCUCCUCUCUCUCCUCCUACUCUUUCUCCUUCUCCUCCUCUCUCUCCUUCUCCUCCUCUUUCUCCUUCUCCUCCUCUUUCUCCUCCUCUUUCUCCUUCUCCUCCUCAGUCUCCUUCUCCUCCUGUUUCUCCCCCUCCUCUUUCUCCUUCCUCUUCCUCUCCCUCUUCUUCGGCGGACGCGGGGAGUAUGGAAGAGACAAUUGCUCAGAUUAAGCAAAAGCAAGACGAACUCGCAAAGAUGCUGGCGAAGUUGAAGAGUCUCGAGGAGGCUGUGGGCAAGAACGAAAGCGACGCAGUGGGAGAGGGAGAGGCGCCGGGACAGAGUGAAGGCCGAUGAAAGAGGGACCUCGAACGCUAGCGGAGAUAUAGAGAACAGUGCAGACGACAGAAGACAGUGAAUACAGAAGAAGGGUGGAGAGACAAGAAGAUAGAGGAGACGGUAGGAGGAAAACGAUCGAAAAAGAUGAACGCCGUGGACUGGAUAGGGGGGGAAGGCAUGGGCAUGAGGGCAAUGAAUAUAAAAAGUGCAUGCACAGCGGCGAAGGAAAAGAGAAUGAAGCCGCAACCAAGACCGAGCCGUGGUAGCCUGAGAGCACACGAGGACCUCUUCUGUCUCUAUGGUCUCUUCUGUCUCUGUCUCCGGUUUCCUAGCUGCACCUGUGUAGGACGUAUUAGAAGAUUUAAAGUUUUUCUUUCAGUCGGGGCAAAAAAUGCGUGGAUAGGUAAAGCAAUUUCUCCUGAGAUUGAUCCGGUUGUUCGGAGGAUGAAUGCGGAGUAGACACAGCUUUUCAAACCUGGUUUCAUUUCCCGCGGCUGGAAGCGGCCCGAGGAGGGAAUGCCAAGAACGUGACGCGUGCAUGAAUGCAUGCGUGCAAUCGUGCGCCUCGCCUGUUAAGGCAAAACAGGCGAAUUAUGCAUGCUUCUACUCGAUUUGCAUGCAACUACAAAUUCGGUGGCUGGGUGUACUUUGGAAGGCGUGGAUUAUAUCAACACGAGCCUCUCGGGACUUGCAGAGUUCGCCUGUUGUCUCCAGAUUAGGUGGCGUCAAUAGCGCAAAUGGAGUUUUCGUUUUUCCUGCUCGCCUCCGUAUCUUUUCACCUUAUUGGUCGUCGCGCGUUCGUUUCCUUUUUCCGCUUAACUCCGACGACCUCGUCCCUCCAAGCACCGCUGCAGAGUGCGGCAGGACAGCGUAUGAAGAGGAAAAAGUUGCUCAAGAAAGAGUGAAGAGUGCAUUGAUACUUUGCCUGCGAUCGGGCUUGCUCUUUUGUCUUUUCAUUUGUUUUUAAAACUCACGCGGUCAGCCUCCCGCGGCUCCUCAGCUCAUCGACGUUCCCCUGUCUGCUCGAACCCAAAACGCGCUUCAUUGAAAUCGACGUUCCCCA
Molecule: messenger RNA, 3086 nt
Organism: Toxoplasma gondii ME49
Lineage: Eukaryota; Apicomplexa; Conoidasida; Eucoccidiorida; Sarcocystidae
Product: RAP domain-containing protein
Exons: 4
Coding region: 326-2041 (571 amino acids)
Source: RefSeq, a predicted model, not a curated record